CCUGAACGACAUCUUCACAAACAAUGUCAUCGUGCGGCUGUCGCAGAUCAGCGAGGAUGUCAUCAGGCUCUUCAAGAAGAGUAAGGAAAUUGGCUUACAGAUGCAUGAAGAACUCCUGAAAGUCACCAACGAGCUGUACACGGUGAUGAAGACCUACCACAUGUAUCAUGCAGAAAGCAUCAGUGCUGAGAGCAAGCUGAAGGAGGCAGAGAAGCAGGAGGAAAAGCAGUUCAACAAGUCAGGAGAUGUCAGCGUGAACCUUCUGCGGCACGAGGAGAGGCCACAGCGGCGGAGCUCCGUCAAGAAGAUUGAGAAGAUGAAGGAGAAGAGACAAGCCAAAUACUCUGAAAACAAGCUGAAGUGUACUAAAGCCAGGAAUGACUACCUGCUGAACCUGGCAGCCACCAACGCAGCUGUCAGUAAAUACUACAUCCACGAUGUCUCUGACCUCAUUGAUUGCUGUGACCUGGGGUUCCACGCCAGCCUUGCACGGACCUUCCGGACGUACCUGUCUGCUGAAUACAACCUGGAGACCUCCCGCCACGAGGGCCUGGACAUCAUUGAGAAUGCUGUGGACAACCUGGAUGCGCGGAGCGACAAGCACACCAUCAUGGACAUGUGCAAUCAGGUCUUCUGCCCUCCACUGAAGUUCGAGUUCCAGCCCCACAUGGGGGAUGAGGUGUGCCAAGUCAGUGCCCAGCAGCCUGUGCAGACUGAGCUGCUGAUGCGGUACCACCAGCUACAGUCCCGCCUGGCCACCCUUAAGAUAGAGAAUGAAGAGGUACGAAAAACUCUGGAUGCCACAAUGCAGACUUUGCAGGACAUGCUGACAGUGGAAGAUUUUGAUGUUUCAGAUGCCUUCCAGCACAGUCGCUCCACUGAGUCGGUCAAAUCAGCUGCUUCAGAGACCUACAUGAGCAAAAUAAACAUCGCCAAGAGGAGAGCCAACCAACAGGAGACUGAGAUGUUCUAUUUUACAAAAUUUAAAGAGUAUUUGAAUGGCAGUAACCUUAUCACAAAGCUCCAGGCUAAGCACGACCUGCUGAAGCAGACUCUUGGGGAAGGUGAAAGAGCUGAAUGUGGAACAACCAGGCCCCCAUGUCUUCCCCCUAAGCCACAGAAAAUGAGGAGACCUAGGCCUCUCUCAGUCUAUAAUCAUAAACUCUUUAACGGCAAUAUGGAAACGUUCAUUAAGGAUUCCGGACAGGCCAUUCCACUUGUAGUAGAAAGCUGCAUUCGUUACAUCAAUUUGUAUGGCCUUCAGCAGCAGGGCAUUUUUCGAGUUCCUGGCUCACAGGUAGAAGUCAACGACAUCAAGAAUUCCUUUGAACGAGGUGAAGAUCCCCUUGCUGAUGAUCAGAAUGAACGUGACAUUAACUCAGUGGCUGGAGUCUUGAAGCUGUAUUUUCGAGGACUGGAAAACCCCCUCUUUCCUAAGGAAAGGUUUCAAGAUUUGGUAUCUACUAUAAAAACUGAGAAUCCCACCGAGAGGGUGCACCAGAUCCAGCAAAUCAUCGUCACUCUGCCCCGGGCUGUCAUUGUUGUCAUGAGAUAUCUAUUUGCUUUCCUCAAUCACUUGUCACAGUACAGCGAUGAGAACAUGAUGGAUCCCUACAACCUGGCCAUCUGCUUUGGGCCCACUCUGAUGCACAUUCCAGACGGGCAGGAUCCGGUGUCCUGUCAAGCCCAUGUCAAUGAGGUCAUCAAAACCAUCAUCGUCAACCACGAGGGCAUCUUCCCCAGCCACAGAGAGCUGGAAGGACCUGUCUAUGAGAAGUGCAUGACUGGAGGGGAGGAAUACUGUGACAGCCCUCACAGUGAGCCAGGCACCAUUGAUGAAGUUGACCACGACAAUGGCACGGAGCCACACACCAGUGAUGAUGAAGUGGAGCAGAUUGAAGCCAUAGCAAAGUUUGACUAUGUUGGACGGUCUCCACGAGAGCUGUCCUUUAAGAAAGGGGCGUCGCUCCUCCUGUACCAUCGGGCAUCAGAAGAUUGGUGGGAAGGGAGACACAACGGUGUGGAUGGCCUCAUACCCCACCAAUACAUUGUGGUGCAAGACAUGGACGAUGCUUUCUCUGACAGCCUGAGCCAGAAGGCGGACAGCGAGGCAAGCAGCGGGCCGCUGCUGGAUGACAAGGCCUCCUCCAAGAACGACAUCCAGUCCCCGACGGAUCACCUCGUGGACUACGGCUUUGGCGGGGUCAUGGGCCGAGUGAGAUUGAGGUCUGACGGCGCAGCUAUCCCUCGCCGUCGAAGCGGGGGGGACACCCACAGCCCACCCCGGGGGCUGGGUCCUGGCAUAGACACUCCUCCUCGAGCGGCCGCCUGCCCUAGCAGCCCCCACAAAAUUCCUCUAAGCAGAGGCAGGAUUGAGAGCCCUGAAAAGCGCAGGAUGGCGACAUUCGGCAGUGCAGGGAGCAUCAAUUUCCCAGACAGGAAGGCCUUGUCUGACGGCCACCCGCUGCGAUCGACCUGUGGAUCCACCAGGCACAGUAGUCUUGGAGAUCAGAAAUCUCUAGAAGCAGAAGCACUUGCCGAGGUAAGAGGGUGGUGAGUGGCUCCUGGUGCCCACGGAUCGAGAGGUAAAAUUCAGGGCUGAGCACUGCAGAGCCCCUUUCAUCUCACAGCGCUUCAGGGUGGUGGAGCUGUUGCAGCUGCAGUGGUUUAGAGAUGGAAGCCAGCAGCCAGCAGCGUGCUGUCUGCUCCUCCAGCCCUGUGGCUGGUCUAACAGGAGGUACAGCUGCUCUACAUUCCUUGCUUCUGUGCUACAGCAGGCAGAGGUGUUCAGUGCACCACUGAAAUGCGCUGCCGUCCGCUCGCAGGGCAGGACGUGCGUGACCUGCAUUGGGCACUCCAUAGAAAGCAUCUGUAAGUCAGCAUUCAGUUGGUGCUUAGUGCAUUUCAGGUUUUUUUGGCUAUGUGUAGGACCUCAGAUCCUUAGUCUAAGCGCAGUGGGAUGUCCCCAGCCAUACACGUGGUCCACAGCAUCGCUGCAGUUUCAUGCUGCUUGAUCAGUGCACUCUGCUGUCAGCACAGCCUGUGGUCUGCUCUCCUUGCUGCUAGCUGGGGGCUGUCAGCCAGGCGCCACUAACCCAUUAACAACUGGAGUGUGGUACUUCCAUGGAGCAGGCUGCAGCAUUCCUGUGCCUCUGUGUGGCCGGGGCCAUGCAGAAGAGUCCCAUGUGCCAGCACUUCCAGGCCACGUGCUGUGUGCCACUCCUGGCCAGGCACGAUGGAGGUGGGAGAAGAAUGGCUGCUGGAGACGCUGCUGCCUGUCACAUGGAAGGAUCUUCUGUGGGGCUUGGCAGGUUAUUGCGUAGAACCACCUGCUUUCAGUGGGAUAAGUAACAAUAAUGGCAGAAAGGAAGAACUCUUGCUGUCCUGUCUGCUUUUCCACCAAUCACGCUCCUUGUGCGCUUGCUCUGCAGCACUCUGCCCGCUUCUCUGUUCAUCGGGAGCUUAUGUGUGAACCAGUGUCAGUGCAGGGGGUGCCUCCACAGGAGCAGGAAGUGCUGGGGGUGGAGGCGAUCUGCCCCCUUUCCUUUCCUUCACUUUUUUUUUUUUUAAACUCUGGAAAGGAUUCUUGCUCAACUGAUUAAAAUAAGCAUUUAUGUGAAGUUGGACUGAAAUUGGUAGUCCUAAGGCUGAGCUGUGGGAGAAUUAUUUCCACUCAUUUUCUGCUCAGUUUAAUAAAAUUAAUUGGAGCUAACUUGAUAAUUAAUUCCCUUCAGCUGAACGUGAUCUAAGGCUUACUAAGUAUUUUGUAUACAUGAGAAGACAUAAGGACUUGUCUACACGAGGGUAGCGAGGAGAGUUAAGCGGAGUUACUUCUGGAAUGGUGGAUUCGAUUGCUGUGAAUCGCUUUUCAGAUGGCCUCUGAGUUAAAGUGGCCUUAAUUCAUUUAAGGCUGACUGAAAUGAAGCCAAAUUAGGGCCUCUUCAUCUCUGAGCGUGAAGAUCAGCAGCCAGUUGUAGGCAAUUGACCAAAUUUGCUUUAAGUUUACAUUUUCCCUUGGCUUGGGCUCCCUGUCUGACAGAUUUCUUGGGCAGCCCCAGGGGUGCCGUGAGCCAGGUAGCUGGGAAGUGCUGGCUGUGGGGGGCCCUGGUUCUGGCG
This is a messenger RNA of Centrocercus urophasianus (Greater sage-grouse), 4116 nucleotides long. It is a transcript of the gene SRGAP3, whose product is annotated as SLIT-ROBO Rho GTPase activating protein 3. The transcript has 19 exons. Gene Ontology annotation, molecular function: protein binding. Gene Ontology annotation, cellular component: cytoplasm. Lineage: Eukaryota; Metazoa; Chordata; Aves; Galliformes; Phasianidae. Gene Ontology annotation, biological process: negative regulation of cell migration; signal transduction. The record is from RefSeq and is a predicted model, not a curated record. Bases 101 to 2557 code for a protein of 818 amino acids.